GAGAGAGAGAUUAAAUGUUGGCUACGCGGGAACAUGAUCAAUGCCACAGUUCUGCGGGAGGUUUCACUCGAUGGAAGAAAGAAUGCACGCCGCUGCGCGCACCACUUUGCCGGGCUGCCACGCGUAAAAGCCACAAAGCGUCUCCUCGCGUGCACACGCACGCACGCUGACCUGACCGGGCGUCCUCAUGCGUGAGUCUCGUCAUCUUUCAAGAGGAAUGUGAAAUUACCUGGACAAGUACGACGGGCUUCUCGGGCUUUCACCUCACACGCAGACCUCUGAGGUUGGUCGGAGCCCCGAGGGGAUGGGAACGUGCGUGCAUAAAAGAUGGACUUAUGGCCGCUUGACUAAACUUCACGGCCCUCUGAAGGUCAUGUCACGGUUCGGGGCACUCGGGCUACUGACGCUCAUCCUCAUGAGUCAAAGGAUAACUGCCGGACAGACGGUGAACAUCUUCCCGUCGGAGCGGCGAGAGUGGCCGUUGAACCACCUCUCCGUGCAUCAGUCCACGGGGUCCCUCUACGUCGGCGCCGUCAAUCGGAUUUACAAGCUGUCAGCCAACCUCACGCUCCUAGUAUCCCACGCCACGGGGCCCGAGUACGACAACAAAGCCUGCUACCCUCCUCUGAUUGUGCAGCCCUGCUCGGAGCCCCUCGCCUCGACGGACAACGUCAACAAGCUGCUGCUCAUCGAUUACUCCCACAACCGCCUCCUGGCGUGCGGUAGCCUCUACCAGGGCGUCUGCAAGCUCUUGAGACUUGAUGACUUGUUCAUCCUCGGCGAGCCAACUCAUAAGAAGGAACACUACCUGUCCAGCGACACACAGUCGGGGACCAUGUACGGGGUGGUGGUUCCCUCCCUGGUUCAGGAUGCCACGCUCUACAUCGGUACAGCAGUUGGAGGGAAGCAGGACUACUUCCCGACUAUCUCCAGCCGCAAGCUGCCUCACGACCCGGAAUCGUCCGCCAUGCUCGACUACGAGCUUCACACCGACUUCGUCUCGUCGCUCAUCAAAAUCCCCUCAGACACCUUGGCUCUUGUCCCGCAUUUCGACAUCUACUACAUCUAUGGCUUUGAUAGUGGUCAUUUUGUCUACUUCAUGACCGUCCAGCCGGAGACACCGGAGAACGGAAUGCCGUCCGGGGGCUCGCCCGACGACCUGUUCUACACCUCACGCAUCAUCCGCCUCUGCAAAGGCGACAAGAAGUUCCACUCUUACGUGUCGCUUCCAGUGGGUUGCCUUCACCGGGGUGAGGAGUACCGUCUGCUGCAAGCGGCCUAUCUGUCCAAGGCUGGCAGGAUCUUGGCCCAGACACUUAACAUCAGUGCUCAGGAUGACGUGCUCUUUGCCGUCUUUUCCAAGGGACAGAAGCAGUAUCACGAUCCGUCCGAUCACUCCGCACUGUGCGUUUUCACCAUCCAGGACAUUAACACACGCAUCACGGAGAGGCUGCGGUCGUGCUACCAGGGAGAAGGACACCUGGAGCUGCACUGGCUGCUGGGAAAGGACGUGCAGUGCACUAAGGCGCCUGUCCCCAUUGACGACCACUUCUGCGGCCUGGACAUCAAUCAACCUCUGGGGGGCUCUCAGCUGGUAGCGGGCCGCACAGUUUACUUGGAGAGUCGCGAAAGGCUGACCUCGGUCAUCUCUUACACCUAUAAUGGACACAGUGUGGUCUUCCUGGGCACCAAGAAUGGGCGCCUCAAGAAGAUCCGAGUGGACACUCCGCUGGACGCAGGAGUGUUGUACGAGACACUAACCGUGACAAAGGACAGCGACCCUGUCCUCCGUGACAUGGCCUUCUCUCUGGACAAGACCUCGCUCUACAUCAUGUCCAACAAUCAGGUAUCCCAGGUCCCCGUAGAGGCCUGCGAGCAGUACACAACGUGUGCAGAAUGCCUGAGCUCCGGGGACCCUCACUGCGGUUGGUGUGUCCUACACAACACGUGCUCAAGAAGGGAUCGCUGUCUGAGGGCAGACGAGGCCUACCGCUUCAACACCGACAUUGACCGCUGCGUGAAAGUCAUCGCUCACCCGGACAGCAUCGCUGUAUCGGCCCACAGCGUCCCGCUGCUGCUGGAGGUGAACCACGUUCCCGACCUUUCGGCAGGAGUCACCUGUUCCUUUGGGCAACAGGCCGAGGUGGAGGGUCACGUCAAUGGCAACAGGGUCAUGUGUCUGUCCCCAGAUGGGAAGGAGGUCCCGAUGAUACCAGAAGGACAAGACUGGGCCGGCGUGGAGUUAAGGUUGAACUCCAAGGAGACGGGUCAAAUGGUCGCCAGCACGGAGGUGAAGUUCUACAAUUGCAGCACGCAUCACAUGUGUCUGUCUUGCGUAAACAGCACAUUUCGCUGCCACUGGUGUAAAUACCGCAACAUGUGCACCCAUGACCCGAGCAGCUGCUCCUUCCAGGAGGGCAGAGUCAACGCCUCAGAGGACUGCCCUCAGCUCCUCCAUUCCGGUCAGAUUCUCAUCCCGGCCGGUGAAGUGCGACCAAUCACCCUGAGAGCCCGCAAUCUCCCGCAGCCGCAGUCCGGCCAACGGGGCUACGAGUGCGUGGUGACCGUGCAGGGCGUGGGCCACCGCGUCCCGGCGCUGCGCUUCAACAGCACCAGCGUGCAGUGCCAGAACAGCUCGUACAUGUAUGAGGGCAUGAAGAUCAGCGACCUGGCGGUGGAGCUCGCCAUUGUGUGGAACGGCAAUUUCAUCAUCGACAAUCCAGAGAAGAUUAAAGUGCACCUGUACAAGUGCAGCGCCCAGCGAGACAGCUGCGGCAUGUGCCUGCGGGCAGAGAAGAAGUUUCAGUGCGGCUGGUGCAGCAGCGAAGGCAGGUGUACCAUGAAGCGCCACUGCCCGCCCAUCUCGCCCUACGCCAGUCGCUGGCUCGACCUCUCCGCUGCAAAUGUCAAGUGCACCAACCCGCGCAUCACUGAGGUGAGCCCAGUUGCUGGACCUCUGGAGGGCGGGACACUGGUUACCAUCCAGGGCCUGAAUCUGGGGCUGUCCUUCUCUGAGUUGGAGGGCAAUGUGAAGGUGGCGGGAGUGGAGUGCGUCCCACAAGAGGAGGGCUACAUUACCGCCGAACAGAUUGUGUGCGAGAUGGUCGCUGCCCCCAAAGGAAGCGUGCCAGGCCCGGUGAAGCUUUGCGUGGGCGAAUGCAGACCAGAACUACGUGCGCAGUCCAACCAGCUCUACUCUUUUGUGACCCCUUCCUUGCUGGCGCUUACCCCGGGCAGAGGACCGGAAUCGGGGGGUACUAAGGUCACUAUUGUUGGAGAGAAUCUGGGUGCUGGCAGCUCUGUCACUGUGUACUUUGGCAACCAAACAUGUGAGCUGUUCAGGAGGACUAUGUCGGAGAUGGUUUGUUUUUCUGCUCCAUCUGUGACUGGAGCAGGGCCGGUGCAAGUGGGUCUGCAGGUAGACCGGGCGAAGGUUCCUGGUAGUCUAUCCUUUGAGUACAUACAAGACCCCACGGUGCAACGCAUUGAGCCCCUGUGGAGCAUUGCAAGUGGCCACACCACACUGACGGUGACCGGGACCAACCUGGACGUGGUGCAGGAGCCAAGAGUCCGAGUCAAAUACGCUGGCCACGAGUCUGUCAAUGUGUGCAAAGUGCUGAACACGACCACCAUCAGCUGCUUCGCUCCGUCGCUGCAGUUUGAAUACGACGGCGGCCAAGCGGAGAGCGUCAAGCACGUGGAUGAGUUUGGCUUUGUUUUCAACAACGUUCAAGCACUGCUCACCUACAGCAACAGCAGCUUCGUCUACUACCCCAAUCCCUACUUGGAGCCCCUCAGUCUGUCUGGCAUCCUGGAGCAGAAACCGGGCUCGCCCAUCAUUCUAAAAGGUCGUAAUUUGGUGCCAUCGGCGUCGGGAGGUGCCCGGCUGAACUACACGGUGCUGAUCGGGGACACGCCCUGCUCCCUCACAGUGUCCGACACACAGUUGCUCUGCGAGCCGCCAAACCUCACCGGCCAGCACAAAGUCCUGGUCCAAGUGGGAGGACUUCACAUCUCUCCAGGAGAAGUCCACAUCCGCUCUGACAGCCUUCUCACGCUGCCCGCCAUCAUGAGCAUCACUGCAGGAGGCGGGCUGCUUCUUGUGGUGGUGGUCAUCGUACUGCUCGCCUACAGGCGGAAGUCGCAUGAGAACGACUUGACACUAAAGCGGCUGCAGUUGCAAAUGGACAACCUGGAGUCUCGAGUGGCUCUGGAGUGCAAGGAGGCCUUCGCAGAGCUGCAGACAGACAUCAAUGAACUGACAAGCGACCUGGACCGGGCAGGCAUUCCCUACCUGGACUACCGCACUUAUGCUAUGAGGGUUCUCUUCCCUGGCAUUGACGAUCACCCUGUGCUCAGAGAUCUGGAGGUGCCGGGGAGCGGACAGGCGAGUGUGGAGAAAGCCUUGAAGCAGUUUGCACAGCUGCUGAACAAUAAAGUCUUCCUGCUCACAUUCAUUCGCACGCUGGAGAUGCAACGCUCAUUCUCCAUGCGGGACCGAGGCUACGUGGCCUCUCUCAUCAUGACGGCGCUGCAGGGGCGGCUGGAGUACGCCACCGAUAUUCUCAAACACCUGCUCUCAGACCUGAUAGAACGCAAUUUGGAGAGCAAGAACCACCCCAAGCUGCUGUUGCGCAGAACUGAGUCGGUGGCGGAGAAGAUGCUGACAAACUGGUUUGCAUUCCUACUCCACAAAUUUCUCAAGGAGUCUGCCGGAGAGCCCCUCUUCAUGCUGUUCUGUGCCAUCAAACAGCAAAUGGAGAAGGGACCCAUCGACGCAAUCACCGGCGAAGCACGCUACUCCCUCAGUGAGGACAAACUCAUCCGCCAGCAGACGGAAUAUAAGACGCUGACGCUGAGCUGCGUGAACCCAGACAACGAGAACAGUCCAGAGAUCGCCGUCAAGGUGCUCAACUGCGACACCAUUAGCCAGGUGAAGGAGAAGAUACUCGACGCCGUGUACAAGAACAUGCCCUGCUCCCAGCGACCGCGAGCAAACGACAUGGACCUUGAGUGGCGUCAAGGCAGGACGGCACGUGUGGUUCUUCAAGAUGAAGACAUCACCACUAAGAUCGAGGGUGACUGGAAAAGACUCAACACACUACUCCACUACCAGGUGACAGAUCGCUGCGUGGUGGCUUUGGUGCCCAAACAGAUGUCGUUAUUCAACAUCCCGUGCUCGGCCAGCUUCCCGAGAAGUAUCAGCAGAUAUGGCGUGGAUAUCCCCUUCCGCUCCACGCCCACCAGCCCUGACAGCCCACACUCCCGUGUGCCCAUGCUGACCCCCGACUUGGAGAGUGGGGUCAAAGUUUGGCACUUGGUCAAGAACCACGAGCAUGGAGACCAGAAGGAAGGCGAGAGAGGCAGCAAAAUGGUGUCGGAGAUUUACCUUACCAGGCUUCUGGCGACAAAGGGCACGCUGCAGAAAUUUGUGGAUGACCUGUUUGAGACGCUGUUCAGCACCGUCUGCCGGGGCACAGCCCUGCCGCUCGCCAUCAAAUACAUGUUUGACUUUCUGGACGAGCAAGCCGACACACAUGGCAUCUACGACACGGAUGUCCGCCACACUUGGAAGAGCAACUGCCUUCCCCUACGCUUCUGGGUGAACGUGAUCAAGAACCCGCAGUUUGUCUUCGACAUUCAUAAGAGCAGCAUCACCGAUGCCUGCCUGUCCGUGGUGGCCCAAACCUUCAUGGACUCGUGUUCCACCUCCGAGCACCGUCUGGGCAAAGACUCACCCUCCACCAAGUUGCUCUACGCCAAGGAUAUCCCGCACUACAAAAGCUGGGUAGAAAGGUACUACGCCGACAUCAACCGCCUGCCUGCCAUCAGCGAUCAGGACAUGAAUGCCUAUCUGGCUGAGCAGGCGCGCCUCCACUCCAGCGAGUUCAAUGCCCUCAGUGCACUCCACGAGAUCUACAGCUACGUCAGCAAAUACAGCCAGGAGAUCACGGAGGCGCUGGAGCAGGACGAGCAGGCCCAGAAGCAGAAGUUGGCAUAUAAAGUGGAGCAGAUCAUCGCAGCCAUGUCUGCCGAGAGCUGAGACGUACGCCAACAUACGUACAUACGCACACACGCCCACGCA
Syngnathus acus (greater pipefish) is the source of this 6085-nucleotide messenger RNA. Its product is annotated as plexin-A2-like. The record is from RefSeq and is a predicted model, not a curated record. Gene Ontology annotation, molecular function: protein binding; semaphorin receptor activity. The transcript has 32 exons. Lineage: Eukaryota; Metazoa; Chordata; Actinopteri; Syngnathiformes; Syngnathidae. Gene Ontology annotation, cellular component: semaphorin receptor complex. Gene Ontology annotation, biological process: regulation of GTPase activity; regulation of cell migration; positive regulation of axonogenesis. The coding region runs from base 305 to 6043 and encodes 1912 amino acids.